ACCAACUUUGCUACACGUCUGCAUACCACAUAAUGCGUUUUAUCCCCGUGCUCUCUGGACUAGCUGCUUUGUGUAGCGCUGCGUAUAUAACUCCUCAGACCCUGAGUGGCGAGCAGUACAUGUGCUUGAGGCGCCACUGGCCAGCCAACACGGACCGCAUCUUGGAGGUCGUGAAAAUUUCGAUAGCCACAUACCCAAACGAAGCGCCGCUGCUUGAUGAUAUGCUAGAUGAAGACGGCAAACUUACAAGCUACCCGUCCAAGGAUCAGCUCGAGCGGCUAGUGGCCUGGAUUGGCAUUAACAAGGGAAUCCUGCCAACCAUCUCGGCAUGCGUGUGAGUUUGCAGCAUAGGGAUAG
Linderina pennispora is the source of this 357-nucleotide messenger RNA. RefSeq lists its product as uncharacterized. Bases 33 to 338 code for a protein of 101 amino acids. The record is from RefSeq and is a predicted model, not a curated record. Lineage: Eukaryota; Fungi; Kickxellomycota; Kickxellomycetes; Kickxellales; Kickxellaceae. The transcript has a single exon.